Molecule: messenger RNA, 1098 nt
Organism: Penicillium cosmopolitanum
Lineage: Eukaryota; Fungi; Ascomycota; Eurotiomycetes; Eurotiales; Aspergillaceae
Product: ankyrin repeat domain-containing protein
Exons: 1
Coding region: 1-1098 (365 amino acids)
Molecular function (GO): protein binding
Source: RefSeq, a predicted model, not a curated record
AUGAAUAACAGCGACAUCGCUGUAUUGGCCAGAGCAAGCAGAUUUUUUUAUGCGCUUCUCAACCCCGUGUUGUAUGCUAAAGAUGCUCGAUCUGGUUCCCGCGCUCUGGUCUUUGCCGCUGAAAAUGGCCUCAUGAGGACUGCACAACUUUCACUUUACAAAGGAGCCAAUGCAGAUGCUAAAGAAGGCUACCCUUUAGUGAAGGCCCUGGAGAAUCGAAACAUUGAUAUGCUUCGGUUGCUUCUAGAUGCCGGGGCGGAUCCGAAUGGUCGUUACUGGAGAAAUACAUCUGCUCUGCUGUGGUUUCUCAGACCCAAAGACCGGAUGUUGUUCAAUAUACCAGCGCUCCAUGAAGAUCGAACCCAAAAAAAUGGGUCAGAUCUCGCCAGAAGACGCUGCAUGGAGCACCGUCGCAAAUUAUCAAAGGCACCUCUGCUUACAUUCAUGCUGAAUCACGAAAGUAGCCACAGAAUUGAUGUGACGACUCCGGGUCCCCGUGGCUCUACUCCGUUACACUACGCUGCUUACUUUGAUUACCAUGAAGUUGCGGAGCGCUUGAUUCAACUGGGAGCUGAUGUUGACGCGACUGAUUAUGAUCUGAAAACACCACUUUUCAACGCUGUUUUAAACCAUUCGAUCAGAACAGCCGAGGUCUUGUUGAAUCACGGCGCGAUUGUCGAUGUUCGGCCCGGGAUUGAUAGCUCCACCCCCCUUCAUCAUACAAUAAGCUACGGGAUACCCAACAAUAGGAUGGCAGCGCUUCUGCUAGAAUCGGGCGCAGAUAUCUUAACCCCCGAUAGACUCGGGAACACCCCGUUGCAUGAAGCUGCGUCCUCAGGUGAUUUUCAUACUGCACAUCGAUUGCUUGAGAGGCAUGUGGAAAUAGAGCCAUUGAACCAUCAAGGCGAAACCCCGAUUCAAAUUGCAGCGACCAGAAAACACAUGACAAUAGUUCAGUUGUUACUGCAGCAUGAUCCCGAUCCUGUCUGCCGAGGUUUAUUCCAGAAUCUCGACCUAAAAAACUAUGGUCAACCACAAGCGUUGCCUCUCUUAGCCCAGAAGCAACUUAACGGACAACUUCUAGCUGCUAUUACUUGA